UUUGUUCUGUUUGUUCUAUUUUUACCCUUGGUUUUUGGCUUAUUCUUUUUCUUUUGUAUGGUGAACUUGGGAUUGCUCAGCAGAAUAUGCAGGACGUGGGCGGUUAAUCUAUGAGUGUCUUUUUUGAUUUUCUUUUGAUUUUUUUUUUGUUCUGUUAAUGUUUUUUUUGUUUUUGGUUGAAUUGUGCCUCUUUCAUCUCAUUUCUUUUUCUCCCUCUAUUUUUUUUUUUUUUUUUAUUGUGCCUACUGCGGUCAAAUCAACUAUCUUUUGUUCCCGAUUUGAUGGUGCUGAUUUCCUAAACCUUUCAUUUUCAGUACCUUUUAAACAGAAAAGAAGGGAUUGUUUUUGUUUUCUGAUUACCUGCUGGUCGGUGUUCGUGGUCGUAUUUAGUGACUUAGUAUCGGAUUCUACAAUGUUUCGAUUAGAAUUGUUUGAUCUAAUGACAAAUUCCAAUUCCUGAUAUCCUGUACUUUGGGCUAUUAAGUACUACGUGCUCUUUCAUUACUCUUGCUUCUCUUCCCUUUGUUCCCCCUGUUCUUUACUUACCUUUCUAGAAAGUAGGUGUGUUCUCUUUCUCUUUUAUUUUUAAUUUUUUU
Hyphopichia burtonii NRRL Y-1933 is the source of this 596-nucleotide messenger RNA. RefSeq lists its product as uncharacterized. NCBI's taxonomy places the organism in Eukaryota, Fungi, Ascomycota, Pichiomycetes, Serinales, Debaryomycetaceae. The coding region runs from base 158 to 460 and encodes 100 amino acids. The transcript has a single exon. The record is from RefSeq and is a predicted model, not a curated record.